Messenger RNA from Adineta ricciae, 1371 nucleotides. NCBI's taxonomy places the organism in Eukaryota, Metazoa, Rotifera, Eurotatoria, Adinetida, Adinetidae. The record is from the annotation of a GenBank genome assembly.
AUGAAGUUAUCGAAAUUCAAGCAGAAAAAGAUCAAUAUUGUUCUUGUUUUAUUGAUAAUUAUCUAUUUUCUUUAUAUUUUUCGUGAUCAAUUUUUUAUUUCAUCUUCAUGCUUGCAUCUUUAUGAGAGUAAUUCCUUCGAAAAAUGUGCUUUAUCAACCGAAACGUGUAACAUAUCAUUAUUAUUGAAUUCCUACCUAUUGUACCGAACUUGUAUUCUUAAAUCUUCAUCUUCGCAUGCAAAUUAUGUUGUGUUUGAUGCUGUCAAUGGUUUAGGUAAUCGUAUUCUUGGGUUGAUAUCUUCUCUCACUUAUGCUCUCGUCACAAAUCGAGUCCUUCUAAUCAACUGGAAACCAGGUGAUAAUCAUGAUGCAAAUUUCGAAGAUCUAUUCUUAUCAUUAUCAUCAUUAAAUGAAAGUAGCUUUGUUCAUCAAUAUUCAUUAGCACGAUUGAUGAGUUUGGUUAAGAAUCGAUGGAUGAAUGAAAUUCAUUGGCAAAUCAACAGUAAUAGUCGAAUACCACGAGAUUGGGCUUUUUACUUUGACGAAAUGAUGUUAUGUGAUGAUAAAAUUGUCGAUAGUCGUUCAUGGUUUCAACGAUUUGGAUUCUAUUUGAUCAAUUUAUUGACUAAUCAUGUGCAAUGGAUUCGAACUGAUCAAUAUUUUGUUCCGAUAUUAACACGAAAUGAAAGAUUGAGACAAAGUUUUCAAAACCUUUUCCACAAUGGACAAAUCUUCAAUGAAUUGGUCAGAAGAGUUUUACAACCAAUACCAAAAGUCAACUUAAUUAUUCAAGAAUUCGAAAAGAAAUACAAUUUUCCGACCAGAAAUAUCACAAUUGGCGUUCAUAUGCGCAGUUGGUCAUCGCACAUAGUUGACCAUAUCGAACCCUUCCAAAAAUGUAUUGAAAACGUUAUAGAAAAUCUCACAAAGUUUAAUAACGAAGUGAAAAUUCAUUUAUAUAUCAUAUCGAAUACUCGUCAACGUCGACAAAAUCUAAUCAAUCAAAUUUCGAAUAUUUAUCAAAAUACAUCCAUUGAAAUUCUUAAUCCAUUCGACAUGUCACACACAACGAAUAUGGUUGAAAAGAUGCAAUACACAUUAGCAGAAUUACUUAUUUUAUCCAAAAUGAAAUAUUUAAUCACAACAUCGAAAUCCACAUUCGGUAUGAUUGCUCAAGGUUUAGCACGUAAAGGUGCUUGGAUAGUAAAACAAGGUGCAAAUAAUGAAAUUCAAUCUGUUGAUUCAAACCUGUGUCAAUGGGAAUCAACAAGUGAACCCGAAUAUCACAUGAUGGAUUCAUCUUUAUUUAAGAAUAGUUGUUUGCAAAAUGAAGGUCCAAUGCCAAGUAUUGGAGAGAGAAGGAAUCAAUGA